Messenger RNA from Staurois parvus, 491 nucleotides. The record is from the annotation of a GenBank genome assembly. Lineage: Eukaryota; Metazoa; Chordata; Amphibia; Anura; Ranidae.
GAAGCCCAGAGUGACGUCAUAUCCGCCUGGCAAUGUCAAAGAAGAAGAGGGGACGCAGGGGGUGUGCCCUCUGGGGCAGCAGAGCUGUUGCUAUGAUCCUGAGCUCCCUUCUUAGACGGAUCUCUCAUUCCGUAUCCGUCUCCUGCGGCAGGACGGCGAUCUCCACCAGCCAAUCCAAUGGCGAGGACAGUUCCACGCGGAGCGCAGACUCUCCCGGCCUCGUGAGCGGCGAUCUCCCACAAAAUGGAGGCCCGGCCCCCGGAGGCUCUCAGAGUUCUUAUGGGCCGCAGAUCCCGCCUCCCCCCACCCACUGCUGUAUGAGCGGCUGCCAUAACUGCGUCUGGAUCGCCUACGCGGAGGAGCUGCUGGAACUCUACAAAGAUGGCGGCGAGAGAGCGCUGAGCACCUUGGAGGAGCACAUCGAGGACGAGAACAUUAAGAUGUUCAUCAGAAUGGAAAUACGGUUCAGGAUGAAGAACCAAGCUUCGUAA